AUGCAAUCAAGUUGUUGGAUGAAUCUCUACGUGUUAUCUGUGGAUUUAAAGGAACAUAAGAUCUUUCUGAUGAAAAAUUACCUAACAGUCCUUUUACAUCUGAUGAUAAACUCUUUUUCAUACUUCACCCAUGGAAUAACUUCAAGUGUAUUAUUUUCCCUUCCAGAGGACAAAUCGGACCAGAUUAUCACUUAUUCUAUAAGAUUGUUCGCAUUCCAGCCUCCUAGGAUUAAGCUAAUUUAUGUGAUUCUGUUCGCCACUGUAUUGACAUAUUUACCCCCCUCAAGCUCUUUUGUAGAUUUUCAGGAUUCUAUAGAAACUAAAAGAUGUCUGGCAUCAACUUCAUUUUUUGCAACUAAUGUGGGGAGAUUCAUUUUGGUUGGAAAGAUCGGUACAUACAUUUCUUUCUUGUGUGACAACCGGAAACAUGAAGCAAUAAAAGACAUGCUCGGGUGAAAAAGGAAGAGGAUUGAGUGAUUGGAAGCUUGGAGAUUGAAGACUGAAGAAAGAAGGAUGUUAUUGGACAACUUGACCCCUCGUCAGUGUUUUGUCCAUAUCUCAUGAACCGUAACUCCGAUUGACGAGAUUCAAAAUGUUCUGAAAACUAGACACAAUUUCGGACGACUUUCGUGUUUUGAGAAAAUGUUGAUUCCAAGAGAACUCGACGAGUUUUUAGCACAAACUCGACGAGUUGGUUAGAAUAUUCUCGAUUUAAGGAUGCCUUGCCGUACACGCUGUAUACGCGGAUUAUCGAAAAAACUCGACGAGUUUGUGGUGAAAACUCGUCGAGUUGGCCCUGUUUUCAGAAUUUAUAUAUAGAAACACUUCUCAUUCGAACCCUAACACUUUCUGGAGGCUAGCUGCGAUUAUUGAAGAUCAGAAGGGUUCUUGGAGCUUCAGUUUUCGAGAUUGCAACAUAAGAGACAAUUUAGAAGAGAGUUAAAGGCAAAUAAUCAUUCUUCUUUUCUUAAUCUUUGUUUUGAACCAUGUUUGAAUCAUUAGAUUUUGAUUUUAGGUUAUUACUUGCUGUAGAUAUGAGCUAAAAGC
Lactuca virosa is the source of this 1047-nucleotide messenger RNA. The record is from the annotation of a GenBank genome assembly. Lineage: Eukaryota; Viridiplantae; Streptophyta; Magnoliopsida; Asterales; Asteraceae.